Funneliformis mosseae is the source of this 528-nucleotide messenger RNA. NCBI's taxonomy places the organism in Eukaryota, Fungi, Glomeromycota, Glomeromycetes, Glomerales, Glomeraceae. The record is from the annotation of a GenBank genome assembly.
AUGAUGUUAUAUAAGCUCGUUGUACUUGGGGAUGGUGGUGUUGGCAAAACUGCCCUCACAAUUCAGACAUACGAUCCAACAAUCGAAGAUUCAUAUAGAAAACAAGUAGUCAUUGAUGAUCAACCUUGCGUUCUAGAAGUACUGGAUACUGCUGGGCAAGGUUCGUAUUUAUUUGUUAACUUAGUCAAUUAUUUGUCUUAUGAUAUUCAUAGGAAAAUAUCAAAUCCUCAACUUAUUUUUAAUGAGGAGUACACUGCUCUGCGGGAUCAAUGGAUCAGAGACGGAGAAGGUUUCCUUUUGGUCUAUUCUAUAUCAUCACGUUCAACGUUUGAGCGAGUAGAACGAUUUCGAGAUCAGAUCACUCGAGUGAAGGACACUGAACAGGUUCCACUUAUGCUUGUCGGUAAUAAAUGUGAUAAAAUCACCGAGCGAGAAGUAUCGAGAGAAGAAGGGAUGAAUAUGGCAAGAAAACUCAAAUGCGAAUUUAUUGAAAGUUCGGCAAAGACGUGUGAUGAUACGAUUAAAUAG